GUGGUUGUAGUGAAGGCUGCUAAAGCUGCUGGAGCCGGGGGAGUUUCCCGGUGUGGGAUCCAGUUUGCAUCCCAGACAGACGUCACACAGUAAGCAGGAUCCCUUGCAGCAGGGCUACAGGAUAAGCUGCACCAUCUCAGGAGCAUCUGUCACACCUGCUGUAAGAAGAUUCUUGUAAUUGCUGCCCGGCUGUCACACUGGCACAGGAUGGUUAUAAGGGUGUUUUUAGCCUCUUCCUCCAGCUCUGUGACUAUCAAGAAGAGGCAGCAGGAAGUGUUACAGUUUUUGGAAGCAAACAGAAUUGAAUAUGAAGAAGUAGAUAUUACUAUGUUAGAAGAAAAGAGACAAUGGAUGUACAAAAAUAUUCCCAAGGACAGGCUGCCUGCACAGGGUAAUCCACUGCCUCCACAGAUCUUCAAUAACAAUAUCUACUGUGGGGAUUAUGAAAGCUUUUUUGAAUCGAAGGAGAGCAACACUGUCCUCUUAUUCUUGCAACUGAAAGCAAGGCCAGCACAAAAGGAACUUUAAAAGAAUGGAAGAUAAUAAGCACAGGGCACACAGCACAGCCCCAUCAUCCAUUGUUCUGAGGAACCAGUUAAAAUUCAAAUUUCUUUGCCAAAAAUGGUGCUCUGUGACAGUUCAUGGACUACAUCACCAAAGGAUAUAUUUUACUAUAAUGUUGGGUGCAGUAGAUGUCAUAGAGAAUGACUCAGCAUUAACUAUAAAAAUGGUUUUCAGCCUGGCUUGGAGAAAAGGUGGAUCUCCAUAUCGUUCAUAUCCUUCAAAUCAAGUAUUGACCCUAUUCCUGACAUUGGAAAUUGACUUUAAACAGUUGUACUUCAUGCUUCCAUUCAAGCUAAAUGACUUUUAAACGUGUCUGCCUAUUCGACUGCAAUUUUUAGUUGCUGGUCUUUUGUUUCUGCGUUAUAUGUAUAUAUAACAACAUUUAGACCCCACAAUAAAGAAAUGUUAUGACCAAA
Messenger RNA from Xenopus laevis (African clawed frog), 980 nucleotides. RefSeq names its product SH3 domain binding glutamate-rich protein like 2 S homeolog (gene sh3bgrl2.S). Lineage: Eukaryota; Metazoa; Chordata; Amphibia; Anura; Pipidae. The record is from RefSeq and is marked provisional. Gene Ontology annotation, cellular component: nucleus; cytoplasm.